AGCUAGCUAAUGUACACAUACCUUAAUGUAAAAUAGUUAAGAUUAAGAAUGCAAGCAUAAUGUUAAGAUUAAGAACGCAAACAUAAUGUAUUCCUACACCUGAAAGAAGAAACUACUUUCUUGCUCUUGUCUGGAUUAAGAUCAUUCUAUUCUCGACCGCUGUUAAGAUAAGAUAACCUCAUAUAAUAAAUUUGUAUUUUAUAAUUAAAUUAUUAGUGUUUUAUUUCAUUAACAAUUAACAUAAUUGUUACAUGGUGUCAAAAGUGGGAUACAUACAAAAAAAAAAAACACUCAAUAACAACAGCAACUACCGGAGGAGUAUUAAACAAACAAAAGAAAAAGUAUCGCGUCGCUGUAGGUACGUGUAUUUUUUUUGUUACUUGGAAAUCAACUUCUAGAAUCAAUGACGUCAUCUGACCGCGUGCCUGCUGAGCUAGAUUGCUCACAUUUGGGGAAACAGUGGCCAAGCUGGAAACGUACAUUUCUAAUGUACAUGAUGGCCACAGGAAAAAACGAGGAAAGCGAAACAAAAAAAAUUGCAACAUUCCUAUGGCUUAUAGGUCCAGCUGCAAUGGAAAUUUAUACCACGUUGUUCCCAAAUGAUGGCACAACUGAUGGAAUACUGGGAAAUCAAAAUGCUGUGGCUCCAGGAAACGAACAAGCAGGCGAAGGCGAUAAUCAAGCAGAAGAGCGACAGUCACGCACACUUGAGGAAAUCAUAAUUGCUUUCGACCGCUACUGCAUUCCAAAAAAAAAUGUAACAAUGGAGACAUUCAAGUUCAACCAAAUAUUGCAGAAAGAGAAGCAGUCAUUCACUGACUUCGAAACUGAAAUCAGGAAACAAAUUCAGUUCUGCGAAUUUGGUUGUGCUUGUGGUGUCUCCUACGAAGAAAAAAUGAUAAAGGACAGAAUCAUCAUCGGGGUCUAUGACAAAAAGCUGCAGCUUAAGCUCCUGGAUGGGAGGGAUGAAUCACUGCAAAACGUGAUUUCAGUUUGCAAGGCGUCCGAGGCAGCAAAUGCUAACAAAGUCUUGCUUGAUAGAGGUGCCAUCGCUCAAAAGGCAUACAGUGUGGAACAACAACAAAUCAGCGCUAUAAAUCGACGAUGCUACAACUGUGGGGACGACUUCACUCCUUCACAUCUUAGAAGCUGCAAAGCAAACGGGGUAACUUGUCGAUGUUGUGGAAAGCAGGGGCACUAUCAAAGGUUGUGCAAAUCAAAAGGAAAACAAGGGGAGCUAACUGGAUAUCAUAAGGAAAACAAAAAGCCAGACAACUACAAUAAAGGAAAGCCUUCGGUUCACUCUUUGCAAUACUGGGGUGACUCAUCAGAAUAAAUUCGAAUAUCUUUGGAAAAAAAGAGCAAUGGAAAAAAACAUUCUUGAUAGGGAAUGAACACAUCACCUUUAAACUUGACACUGGAUCUGAUGUCAAUUGUAUACCGGUUUAUUUAACAAAAAAAC
This is a messenger RNA of Eupeodes corollae, 1462 nucleotides long. RefSeq lists its product as uncharacterized. The transcript has 2 exons. The coding region runs from base 404 to 1336 and encodes 310 amino acids. NCBI's taxonomy places the organism in Eukaryota, Metazoa, Arthropoda, Insecta, Diptera, Syrphidae. Gene Ontology annotation, molecular function: zinc ion binding; nucleic acid binding. The record is from RefSeq and is a predicted model, not a curated record.